Molecule: messenger RNA, 3353 nt
Organism: Bufo gargarizans (Asiatic toad)
Lineage: Eukaryota; Metazoa; Chordata; Amphibia; Anura; Bufonidae
Product: toll-like receptor 13
Exons: 4
Coding region: 388-3234 (948 amino acids)
Biological process (GO): immune response; inflammatory response; toll-like receptor signaling pathway
Cellular component (GO): membrane
Molecular function (GO): transmembrane signaling receptor activity; protein binding
Source: RefSeq, a predicted model, not a curated record
UAGACAGAUUGGAGCUGUGGCAAACAGUUCAUAUUGAAGGGAGAACUCACCUGAAAUCACCAUUGAAUCCAGGAGGAACAUCAUUCCCUUGCAUUGCACACUGUGGAACAGCAAGUUUGUAUUAUAUCUAUACAUUUACACAUCGCUCCUCACCAAGCAAUAUCUUUCAAGUUCAAAACUGAAAGCCCAACAGCUGAGGGGAAAGAAAGACCUGCUCUUUAUGAGACCCCCUGUAUGGGCAAAGGUUUGUGGAAGUUGAAUUAAUCUCUCCUGGAAGAUGCGACAAUAAGACAAUCCUUCGAGGAGUUCUUUCAGGGCCAGGAACCGUUAGUGGACCUCUGCAACAAUCACAACUGAUUAUUUUAUUUGAGGAAAAGAAGUUCUGACAUGAAUUAUUAUUGCACAUCAAAACAAAUAAUCUUGUUACUAAUAUUAAUACAGAUUGCCACUUCUAUAUCUGCCUUUGGAUAUGCAAAGUGUUUUUUGGCCUAUGAGAACUCACAAUAUGCAAACUGUAUAGGACAAAGAAUUGUGAAUUUGACCCAAGCCAUUCAACAUCUCCCCAAUAAAACGCAAUGGCUGAAUGCUUCACAAAAUGACAUAGUCAGAGUGGAACGCAAAAGUUUUUUCCAUUUGCCCAAUCUUUUAGGGGUUCAGCUGAACAGAAAUCAAAUCAGCACAGUUCAGUCUGGGGCAUUCCAGAAUUUGAAGUAUCUUCAUUGGCUGGACCUCAGUUACAAUUCAAUAAAAAGUUUGGACAAUUGGGACAUAAGUGAUUUAACAAAUUUAAGGAUUCUCAACAUUGGUCAUAACAAUAUCAAUACAAUACAAAGCGUGAGUUUAACACCCCUGCUUCAUUUACAAGAACUUGACCUUUCUUUUAAUUAUAUUACAAACUUUGCAACUGUGGCAGAAGCUGUAAACAAUUUAGCUGAACUAUCCACACUGAAUCUGAGUUCUAAUUUGGUGACCAAUUUAUCUAAUGCUCAGAGAUUGAUAACUCUACAGUCACUGAAUAUUUUAGACUUGAGCUCUAAUUCCAUUGGUGUCUUAGACCUUAAUUAUUUCUACAUGCCCAAUCUGAGUGGUCUCAUGGUCAUGAAAAAUAAUAUGGGUGCUAUAAAUGCUAGCUCCUUUUCAAAUGUACCAAAAUUAGCUAAGAUCAACUUUGAUGAAAAUCCAUUAAACAUUUCCUUCCUUCUGGGAAUCCAGCUUCCUAAUCUGACAGAACUUCACUGGUCCAGCAUGAGACCCAACCUUGACAAUAAGUUGACUAUUCCAUGCCAGGUUUUCAAGUCUUUACCAAAAUUACAAGUUUUGUACAUAAUGCACUCAAAAGUUUCACAUUACAAUAUUGGAAAAAUUGGCGAGUGCACCAAUCUAACAACCCUUGUUCUUUCAACAAGUUCUUUUAAGAACCUGAUUAAGGGGGAUCUUCAGAUGUUUAAGUACAUUAAGGUUCUAUAUCUUAACAAGUGUAAAAUAAAAGAAAUAAGGAAUACCACAUGGAUUGGUCUUAAGUUUCUCCAUACCUUGAUCCUAGAGAGAAACAAUAUUUUGUAUUUAAAAGACAGAUUAUUUAGCCCUCUAACUGGUCUUCAGUACUUGGACCUUUCAAAAAAUUCUUUAACUUACAUUAACAGCAGAUCAUUUGAAGACUUAAACAAGCUCAAAACCCUUAUUCUGAGAAGUUGCAAAAUAGCAGCCAUUAAGCCAUUUACCUUCAAAUAUUUAAGGAAUCUAAGCUUCCUAGACAUUCGUGACAACAGUAUAUCAAGAAUUAGAGGGAAGUCAUUUGACCAUCUCAAAAGACUUGAAACGCUGUUAUUGUCAGAAAACAAAAUACAGUCAGUACAGGGUAAUAGUCUUAAAGAGCUUGUGUUAUUAAAGAAACUAACAUUAGCUAAUAAUAACAUUUAUAAAGUUUCAAAUACCACUUUUCAUUCUCUAAAAACUCUCAAAAUCCUGAAUAUCAGUGGAAAUGCACUGAGCUUUAAUAAACUUGAUUCUGUUAGUCCCUUUCAAAGGCUUAAGUAUCUUGAAUCAUUAGAUAUAAGCUACCAAAGACAACGCUACAAGGAUCCUGUUUCAGAAGCACUUUUUCAAGGCCUACGAUCCCUUAAACAGCUUUAUAUUCAAGGUAUUCCAAGCUCCUUUUUCAAAGAUGUAUCUUUUUCAUUUUUGACCAAUUUGACAGAGAUUGAUAUGACUGGGACCUUCCAAGGAGCUGAUUUGUAUUCCAUGGUGGAAUUAAUCAGAAAAUGUAAUCAAAUAAGAUAUCUUUGCCUUGAUGACAAUGAAAUCACAAAUAUUCCUGUAGAUACCUUUGUUGGGUUUAAUCUGUUGGAAAACCUUUCUCUGAAAUACAACAAACUUAAGAACAUUAGUGAACACCUUGUGAAACCUUUGUCUAACUUAAGAAAUUUUGAUCUGUUUAUGAAUCCUCUCUUAUGUUCAUGCGAAAAUUACUGGUUCCAGAACUGGUCUAAAUUUGACCCUCAGGUGCAGAUACCAUUUUUAGAAUCAUACAUUUGUUUUGGACAAAUAACCCAUGAAAUCAGUUUUGUGAACCAGGAUUUAAGUUUUUGUGGGACUGACAUAUCAGUUUUUUUUUUCAUUGCAUCUUUUAUUUUAACAUUGCUCCUCUUGGUUGCAAGUCUUGUAACAGUUAAACUGAAGUGGUCCUUACUUUACUUCUACCAUAUGAUGCAAGUUUGGCUUCGAUGGAGAAUAAAAAAGGAGAAGAGACUCUACACAUAUGAUGCAUACAUAUCCUACUGCUCAGAAGAUGAAGACUGGGUCAUAAAAGAACUUUUGUUCCAUUUGGAAAGCAAAGGACAACGCAAGUAUAAACUUUGUUUCAAAUCUAGAGAUUUCAUUCCUGGAUCCUACCAUAUUGAUAAUAUCCAAGAGUCCAUUAAAAACAGCCGCAAGACUUUGUGUGUAGUCAGCAGAAAUUAUUUGGAAAGUCAGUGGUGUAAAGUAGAAGUUGAAAUCGCAUGUUCAAGAGUCUUUUAUGAGAAGGAGGAUGUAUUGCUUGUGGUGUUUUUGGAAGAAAUCCCAAACUUCAGACUUUCCGCCUAUCACAAAUUAAGGAAGCUGAUAAAGCAGAAUACAUACAUUAACUGGCCUGAAGACCCCAAAGGCAAUGAAUUCUUCUGGUUCAAGCUUCGGAAAGCAUUAGAUGCUGGUGUAUAUGAAACGGACACAAUGCAGCUUUCUGUGACUAACUGACAACAUGGAUAAAAAGAAGCAUCUGUACUAAUGGAUUGUAUUUCCAGGAUCGGAAAUUGUGCCACAUCACAUGUAGCCUGAGAUGGGAUAUAUAUCAGUAAACAUUUGUCUAGACAAGA